CACGAUCGAGAGAGAGAGAGAGAGAGAGAGAGAGAGAGAGAGAUCCCCAACUCCCACCUAGAAUAGCAAGGCAUCUUCAACUACCAGUCCAACUUCCCUUUCACAAGAACAAAAAUGGAAGGAGAAGAAGCGCUGUAAUCUGAUCUGAAAGGGUAGUAGGAGAAACAAACUGAACUAAAAACAAUUUUCUUUCAUAUAUAUGCUGCAUCUGCCCUGUUGUUGGUCUCGUUAGCAAAGGAUUAAGGUUGAAACUGUUUUCUCCUGCAGCCGAUUCCUUAUGUCCAGUAAUGGCAGGUACGAGUAUGUUCAGCUGGACACGCUCAUCUCCUUGUCUCACAGGACUGCUAGCACAGUCGGCUACUGUGACUCACCAUGGACGGAGCUCAAGGCACAGAUGCGGCUCCUUGCACCAUCAAUUGCCAUUACAUUCAUUCAGUAUUCAUCCACUGUCAUAACCGACUCGAUUGCUGGGCACCUUGGACAGUUCGAGCUUGCAUCUCUUGCUAUUGCUUAUACAUUUAUGCGACUGGCAUAUGGCGUCCUGUGAAUCGAAACACAUAUAAACCGCCUACUGAAACAUUUAGUUCUCAGGCGAGUAUGGGAAAUGCUCUGGAGACUCUAGGUGGGCAAGCAUUUGGUGCCGGAGAGUAUGACAUGCUUGGGAUAUAUGCACAGAGAUCAAUCAUAAUCCUGCUAGGUGCAGCAUUCCUUCUUUCAAUACCUUGUUUCUUCUCAGAACCACUAUUGAAGAUUUUUGGCCAAUCUGCUGACAUUGCAAAAGAAGCAUCGUUUCUGCUGAAGUGUAUGCUUCCUCAGCUGUUUGCCUCUGCCCUCAACUUCCCUCUGCAGAGGUUUCUAUAUGCGCAGAGUUUGAUCAUCCCUUUGCUUUGUAUCUCCGUUAGCCUGGUCUUGCCGCAGAUGCUUUUAAGUUGGGUUGCGGCAUUUAGGCUGAAUUUGAGCUUGGUUGGGAUCAUAAUUGUGCAGAAUGUUUCCUGCUGGUUGUUCACAGCCAUCCAAUUUCUCUACAUCACCAAUUCUGAUUCAUGCAAGAGUUCAUGGAGAGGAUUCUCAGUGUGUGCAUUCUAUCAGCUUACAAGUUUUCUGCAAUUAUCACUUUCCUCUUCAAUAAUGAUUCUAUUGCAGACGUGGUAUUAUCAGAUCCUCAUAUUUCUAGCAGGAACUCUAAGUGAUCCAGAGGUUGAAAUAGAUGCGUUGACAAUAUGCAUCAACCUAAUCUGCAUGGAGGUGAUGGUGCCAUAUGCAUUCAAUAUCACGACAAGCAUAAGAGUUUCCAAUGAACUUGGAGCAGGAAACUCACAAGCAGCAAGCUUCUCAGCUUUUGUAGCGAUGGUUGGAUCUUCAGUUGUUAGUGUGCUUGUUGCUGUUAUUUUUCUUCUCUUGAGAAACAAUUUAGGAUACCUCUUUACCAACAGCACCACUGUUGCAAAGAAAGUCUCUGAACUGGUACCAUAUUUAGCUGCGACCAUAAUUCUCAAUGGCCUACAGCUGGUUCUUUCAGGUGUUGCUACUGGUACUGGAUGGCAGUCCUAUGUGGCCUACGCAAAUAUUCUAUCGUGCUACUUGGUAGGUUUGCCGCUUGGCCUGGUUAUCUGUUUUGCAUUCCACAUGGGAAUCACUGGAAUUUGGUCUGGAAUGAUAGCUGGAUCAACAUUACAAAUACUCAUUGUGCUCUAUAUGACAUGGAACGCCAAUUGGAGUGAACAGGCCAAUCAAGCCAUUGGGUUCUUGAGGACUUUGAGGGAGAACAGUAGUUGCAAUAUCAAUAUAUAGAUGGAAACAGACAAAGGUUACAGAAAUAAAAACACUCAUUGUAUAGAGAAGAUUGAGGGCACUAGGCCCCUCUGUACAAUCUAUAAAUAGGAAUUGGUGUUGAAGAA
Nymphaea colorata (pocket water lily) is the source of this 1898-nucleotide messenger RNA. Its product is annotated as protein DETOXIFICATION 40-like. The transcript is spliced from 8 exons. NCBI's taxonomy places the organism in Eukaryota, Viridiplantae, Streptophyta, Magnoliopsida, Nymphaeales, Nymphaeaceae. The record is from RefSeq and is a predicted model, not a curated record. Gene Ontology annotation, molecular function: xenobiotic transmembrane transporter activity; antiporter activity. Gene Ontology annotation, cellular component: membrane. The coding region runs from base 373 to 1791 and encodes 472 amino acids. Gene Ontology annotation, biological process: xenobiotic detoxification by transmembrane export across the plasma membrane.